AUGCGUUUCGACAUUGUAUCUCUCACGGCUGGCUUUGCCGCCACUGCCUCAGCUCAGUGCUAUGGCAACUACUUCAGCUUCUACAACCGCAACGGUCCGGCUAUGAGCUACCAGCGUCUCGACCCUGGUCUGUUCCCUGGAGCUGAGAGCCCCCAUCUUCACUCCUUUGACGGAGGAAACGGACUGAAGCAGACGGUCGACUACGCCGGCCUCCAGGACUCGUCCUGCUCCACUGCUCGUGUCAAGAGUGACAAGUCUUUGUACUGGCGCCCUACCUUGUUCUUCAAGAGCGACGCCGGCUUCCAGCGUGUUCCCGAGAAGGCAACCAAGAUCUACUACAAGUACGGUGAUGGAAACAACUGGGCAAACGUCACUGCGUACCCUAAGGGUUUCAACAUGGUUGCUGGAAGGCCCAACAGGCGCAGCAACAGUGACGACAACGCAGCCGGUGUCCGCUGGGGCUGCCACCAGCCCGACGGCGGCGAGACGGCUAUCUUCGACAACGGUUUCCCCAAGGGCUUCACCUCUUGCAAGUUCGGUUUUGCCUCUGAAGUGACCUAUCCUUCUUGCUGGAACGGAGAGCCCAUGGAUCCCAAAGAUGGCUAUGCGCACAUGGCCUACCCCAAUGGCAACAGCGGUGUUGGUAUUGAGAACUGCCCCGUCACCCACAGAGCCGCACGCUUCCCCACUCUUUUCAUCGAGUACUGGUGGGACAUUUCGUCUUUCAAAUUCGGUCCUGAUGAGGCUCCUUGGGUCCUCUCCAACGGCGAUGCCACUGGAUACGGCUUCCAUGCUGACUUCAUGAACGGAUGGGACGAGGGUGUCCUCGACAAGGCCAUCAGCGAGAACGACGGUUGCAAGUGCGGCUGUGGUUGCGGUCAAGAACAAAUGGAGCAAUGCUUUGGCUCCGCCAACGUCAACAAGGACAGUGAUGACUCCUGGGCAAGCUGCUCUGCCGCCGAGACCCGUAUGUCGAACGAUGCAGAGAUCCUAGACGCCCUCCCAGGCUGCAACCCCGUCCAGUACGGUCCCGCCUCCGCUACUCCCGCCUCCGGCGCUGGCUGCAACGCUGCCCCAGCUGCCCCUACCGGCAACAAGAGCACUCAAGCCUCCUCCCCAGCAGCAACCCAGACUCCUUCUGGCAACGCCUCAGCUCCUGCCGACUACAAGUCCACCUCCAAGGCCUCUCCCGCCGUAACUCCCGACGCCACCCCCGAAGCCACCAGCUCCCCCUCCCUCUACCCCUCCUACGCCGCCGGCCUCCCCAACAAGGGCGUCGACAAGGAGGAAUCCGGCGACUACGACGCCGCACAGCCAACUCCUAUCGCUUCUCCCACCGCCCCGGCUGAUAAGACUCCCAGCCCCGUCGCUGGCGGCUCCAACAACAGCGAUGACGAGGAAGAGGAAGACUGCAAGCCCCCCGUCACAGUCACAUACACACCCACCGUCACCGUCACCGCCACCGUUGCAAACGUCGCCGACGCAUCUAUCUGCACCGGUGCACCAACUGUGUACAAGACCUUGACUGAGACGGUUACCGUACAGGCUUCGGGCGCCAAGGAGACUCCUGCCUCGUACUACUAA
Molecule: messenger RNA, 1584 nt
Organism: Bipolaris victoriae FI3
Lineage: Eukaryota; Fungi; Ascomycota; Dothideomycetes; Pleosporales; Pleosporaceae
Exons: 2
Coding region: 1-1584 (527 amino acids)
Source: RefSeq, a predicted model, not a curated record